CCUUUUCUUUCUACCGUUGUUUGCCGGUCAAUACAUUUCAAUGCUAGGACCCACUUUCAUACUACCACCCUCUUCUUCCCCUUUCAAAAACCCACUGCAAAUCUUUCAUAUUUUCCGAUAAUCUAACCCUACUCACGGCCUUCCGAUGCAAUGCCGUCGUUUCAUAACUAAAUACUCUCUGUAACAUAUAAUCUUUUGCAAUAUCCACCGGUUCAACAAAUCAGGGUUUUCUUCACACUUAUUCGGAAUUCCGACGGUCACUUUUGCGAUCAUCUGUCCCUUAAGGAGAAUGGGUCGGAAGCAAAAGAAAAAGAUAAACACGGACUCGUUGAUGAAAGAGGCCUCCGUGUUUUCAAAUCACAGUGCACCUGCAAGAAAUUUGAGAAAGACUGAUCUUGGUGCUGUUAUAUUUGGAGCUACACACAACACAAUCAAUGAAUGUCUUUCUCGUCAGUUAUUUGGUUUACCAGAGGGUCACUAUUCAUAUAUAAAGAACAUCAAAGAAGGACUUGUGCUAUUUCUUUUCAAUUAUAGUGACCGAAAACUUCAUGGUGUAUUCGAGGCUGCGGGUCAUGGUCAAAUGAACAUUGAUCAGUAUGCAUGGGUCGAUGAUGGAGAUGGUACCGGAUACACUAGGUAUCCUGCACAGGUCAAGAUCCGUGCUAGAAAGUUGUGUAAUCCGUUGUCUGAGGACCAGUUCCACCCCAUUAUUGCUCAUAACUACUAUGAGAGCAACCACUUCUAUUUCGAGUUGGAUCAUGAUCAAACUGACAAGCUGGUGUCAUUGUUUACAUCAUCGGCGAAGGGUGGUAUUUCAAAAAAGUGGAACACUCUUUAUGCCUCUUUACCUAAAGUUUCCGAAAGACAAGAAUACAACGUUCAUGUAUCACAAGGAGUGACCGAUCUAAGGCAGAGAUUACCUGAGAACCUAUAUGAGACCUCAAAGGUUUCAUAUGCAUCCGCCCUUUGCAGAACCGGUAAUACCACCACUAACGCUUCUAGUUCCCAACCUGUAGGAGAAUGGCGGGCAUUGUUUAAAUCUGAUCACGGUGCAGACACGUGGGAAGAAAGUCAUUGGGCUGCCGCAGAUGAAGUCGAUUGUGAUCAAACAUGGGCAUCGGACUUUAAUCCUCAAGCAAACACCGCUACUAAUGAAGUUGACGUCAUGGUAGGAAAUACAUGGGAGGAAAGUCAUUGGGCUGCCACAGAUGACGUCAGAUGUGAUCAAACUUGGACAUCAGACAUAAAUCCUGAAGCAAACACCGCGGUGAAUACAUUGGAGGAAAGUCAUUGGGUUGCCACUGAUGAAGCCGAAUGUGAUCAUACAUGGGAAUCUGAUCUAAAUCAUGAAGCAAACACCGUUACAAAUAAAGCUGAUGUUAUGCUAGGUAAUACUUGGGAGGAAAGCCAACACAUUGCUGCUACAUGUGCAGUUCAACAUGGUCAGACCGACAAUAUUUUAGUACCGAAAGGCGUUGAGACUGACACUGAUCUACACUCGUUGGUGGCCAAAUUAAUGCAAGAAUUUGAAGUGAUGAAGGGAUCACAAGUGAAGCAGAUUGUGAAAAUCAAUCGUCUAGAGCAAGAAUUGGAAACGUCAAAACUAGAAAUUCAGCAGCUUAAAAACCAAGUUAGAAUUUUGGAAUCUGGAUCACGAUCAAUUGUAGAUCCCGUCGAAGCGGACAAUCAGCUAUCCAGCAAAUUUCUGACGAGGUUUACCGACUCUGUCUUCAUUGUUGGGGGACAUGACGGGUCCUCAUGGCUACCAGCUCUAGAUUCCUAUUUUCCCUCUCACGACAUCAAAAUUUCACUUACUCCUAUGAAUUUUAUAAAGAGCUACGCCUCUGCUGCAACUUUGAACGGUGAAAUUUACCAUUUUGGCGGUCACGGAUCUCACACAGUCGAAUCAUUUAACCCAACAAACAAUCUAUGGAUUCCGAGACCCCCGUUAUAUUGGAAAAACAUAAAUGCCGCCGGAGCUUCAAUCAAAGACAAACUUUUCGUUGUUGGUGGUGCUAAGGAAUCUCACUAUUCUUCAGAGGUGGAAUACCUCGACUUAAAUAUCGGAAAGUGGCUUCCUGCUCGUUCAAUGCAAAGCAAGAGAUUAGCUCCUGCCGCAGCGGAACUGAAUAAUGUGUUGUAUGUAAGUGGUGGAUAUGAUGGAGUAUCUUAUACAAGUUCUGUUGAACGAUUCGAUCCCCGUGAAGAAUUUUGGUGCAAUGUUCCGAACAUGAAUGCAAGGAAGGGCUGCCAUUCUAUGGUUGUGCUAAACGAGAAGUUAUACACUGUUGGUGGGUUUGGUGGAGACCGGGAUUUAGCAACGGUCGAAUAUCUAGAUACACGAAUGGGUGCUUGGGUGGAAGCCGAGCCUAUGAAUGUCUCUAGAGGCAAUUUUGCGACCUUCGUGUUCGGGGGAAUGAUGUAUACCGUUGGUGGACGGAAAGAUAAUGUUGAAGUUUUGGACAUUGUUGAAUGUUAUAAAGAGGGAGGUUGUUGGGAAGUUGCUGCUAAUCUCAAAGCAAUUGGGAAAAGGAGUCAUUUCUCUGCGUUUGUGAUGUGAGUUUUUGUUGGUACAAUGCUUAAUUAAGCGAGUAUGGAUUCGGCUUUUGUUUUCGUUUUUGGCGAGUGGUGAUGAUGUGUUGUGGCUCUGCUUAGAAAAGAUCUUUUGAUGAAGUAAAUACUUUUGUGAAUUGACAAACAUAGCAACAUCUGCAAAUUGAUGUUUAAUGUGAUAUCUGGAUGCGUUUUUUGUGUUU
Helianthus annuus (common sunflower) is the source of this 2756-nucleotide messenger RNA. RefSeq lists its product as uncharacterized. Bases 290 to 2560 code for a protein of 756 amino acids. Gene Ontology annotation, molecular function: protein binding. The transcript has 11 exons. Lineage: Eukaryota; Viridiplantae; Streptophyta; Magnoliopsida; Asterales; Asteraceae. Gene Ontology annotation, biological process: response to endoplasmic reticulum stress. The record is from RefSeq and is a predicted model, not a curated record.